AUGUUUGACAACGAUACUUACCCUUCUUCUCCUACCCAUGACCCUACCGACCGUCCUGAUAUACUGACACUCAACCAUAACCCUACUCGUCCUACUCGACCGUAUCUUCCUCUUGAUAUCUUCUUACUUAUCCGAUCUAUACUAAUCACAGACUCACAAAAAGCGACUGCCGCGAGGUUGAUGCAAUCUGCGAAAAUAUUCUACGAAAUCUUUUUACCUGUCUUACAGUACGGCCAGCUGGAAUUAAGAGGUGGGACUAGAGGAGGGAACGGAGUAUUCGAAGGACUAAUGAUGUCCGAUAGCGAUGACGAAGUUGGUCAACUCAAACUAUCACCAUUCAGUACCUACCCAUUUCCAAUUCCAUCAACACAUCAACGUAAACUAUCUUUACUCCAACAAUGUAGACAUCUGACCAUUUAUGACUUACCAUCUGCUCUUUCAAUCAUCCAAGCCCAACGAUCUGUAGGCAAAGAAGAUCCAAUUUUUCCAAAUGUCAAAAAAGUGAUAUUUGGAAGUGAACUCAUCUUAUCACUAGCUAUGGAGCUAGACAAAGAAGGGUGCGAAGAUAUACAGAACUUAUCAGAAUUUAUCAACCCCCAAAAAAUAUGUAUAUGGUAUCCCUCGCCUAUCACUCAACCUAUCAGACACUCCAGUAUAUCACCUUCAUACUCCGUAUAUCAAAAUAUGGACUACGUUCAAUUGGAUGAAAAUCGGUUUUACGAGAUUAUUCAUCAAACCUCCUCAUCCGGUGUUCCUCCAUCAUCUUCCACAGCAUUAUGCUGCGGUGAGAUUUACGAUAAAUCGAUUUCGCUAAGAUGCUUCAUAUCAUCUUUCAGACCUUCCUCUCUCACCUUACAUAAUGUCAAUAUGCAAAGUAUGAUCUACAUUCCUUCGGUCAGACAAUACAAAGUCUUUUACGCUACUUCACCUCAAGCAGGAUCGCCCAAUCGAUGUUCAAUACUCGAAGAUAUUUGGUUGGAAUCGAUGAGCCUCAAAAGAGCUGUUAGGAUCACACAGGGCUUACCGUGGAAUGUCUGGAAAGAGGAUGGGAUAGAAAGGAAAUUCAUGUUUGUUGAUGCCGAAUUAUCGGAUUAUCACGCUGAUGAAGAAGACAUAGAUAUGGAGAUGGACUCACAUUCAGAAGUGGAAGAAGGUGAGAUCCCAAUGGAUGAAGAAGAAGAAUGUGGGAAGGUGGAGAAGUUAGUGAAGGGUUUGUUGAGAUCUUCUCCGACCUGGAAUGAACAAUCUCAAGCGGGGUUAAGUUUUGUUCGCAGGGUUGCAAUAGAUAGGUGUGAUUGUUGUGGAACCAAAUAG
Molecule: messenger RNA, 1314 nt
Organism: Kwoniella mangroviensis CBS 8507
Lineage: Eukaryota; Fungi; Basidiomycota; Tremellomycetes; Tremellales; Cryptococcaceae
Exons: 2
Coding region: 1-1314 (437 amino acids)
Source: RefSeq, a predicted model, not a curated record